CUCUCAAGGCAGAGUCUCUUCUCAAAGGCUGUUUCACAGUGAAAAUAUGCUCAGUGCAGCCGAGUGCAUGAAUGAAAAAGCCUCUGGUACCUUCUAGUCUGGCAAAAUGCAGCACAAAACUCAACUUACUCUGUCUUUUCUGCUGUCCCAGGUUCUGCUGCUUGCAUGUGCAGAAGAUUUAGAAUGCGUCCCUGGAUUCCAGCAGAAGGUUUUUUAUAUAGAAAAGCCAUUUCAAUUCACAGAGGACCAGCUGGUUCUGAACUUGAAAUUUGAUGACUGCAAUGGGAACAACAAACUGAAUUUUGAAGUUUCUAACCCAGAUUUUACAGUGGAACUUGAUGGGAAUUUGGUUGCACUCAAGAAUGUAUCAGAAGUUGGCAAAGCCUUGUUUGUCCACGCGCGGUCAGAGCACGCCGAGGAUAUGGCAGAAAUCUUUAUUCUUGAAGCAAAUGAAAAACGUGGUGCAUUAAAGGAAAUCUUAAAACUAGAAGGCAACCUUGGAAUUCCAAGACAAAAAAGGGCUAUUUUGGCAACUCCAAUAUUAAUUCCUGAAAAUCAAAGACCUCCGUUCCCCAGAUUAGUUGGCAAGGUCAUCAGAAGUGAAGGGACUGAUGGAGUGAAGUUUCGGCUCUCUGGGAAGGGAGUAGAUCAAGAUCCAAAAGGAAUUUUUAGGAUCAAUGAGAUGAACGGGGAUGUCUCUGUGACCCGAACCCUUGAUCGAGAAGCAAUUGCCAAUUACGAGCUGGAAGUUGAGGUGGUGGAUAUGAAUGGCAAAACCAUGGAUGGCCCGGUCCGCCUGGACAUCUCGGUCAUCGACCAAAACGACAACAGACCCAUGUUCAAAGAGGGUCCCUACGUUGGCCACGUCAUGGAGGGAUCUGCCACAGGGACCACGGUGAUGCGCAUGGCAGCGUUCGACGCCGACGACGCCAGCACGGACAACGCUCUGCUGCGCUACAACAUCCUGAGACAGACCCCCACCAAACCCUCCCCAAACAUGUUCUACAUCGACCCCGAGAAGGGAGACAUCGUCACCGUGGUGUCCCCUGCGCUGCUGGACCGGGAGACUAUGGAAAGCCCAAAGUAUGAGCUGGUCAUAGAAGCCAAGGAUAUGGGUGGGAUGGAUGUGGGACUGACAGGCACAGCCACUGCCACCAUCCUUAUCGAUGACAAAAAUGACCACGCACCAGAAUUCACCAAGAAGGAGUUCCAGGCCACGGUGAAGGAGGGGGUCACGGGUGUAAUAGUGAACUUAACUGUGGGCGACCGGGACGACCCCGCCACCGGGGCAUGGAGAGCUGUCUACUCCAUCAUUAAUGGCAACCCAGGGCAGAGCUUUGAGAUCCACACCAACCCCCAGACUAAUGAGGGAAUGCUCUCUGUUGUCAAGCCUUUGGACUACGAGAUUUCAGCCUUUCACACGCUGCUGAUCAAGGUGGAGAACGAAGACCCGCUGAUCCCAGACAUUGCCUACGGCCCCAGCUCCACUGCCACGGUCCAGAUCACGGUGGAGGAUGUGAACGAGGGCCCUGUGUUCCACCCGAACCCCAUGGCAGUGACCAAGCAGGAGAACAUCCCCGUGGGCAGCGUGGUGCUCACGGUGAACGCCACCGACCCGGACACUCUGCAGCACCAGACCAUCAGGUAUUCAGUGUACAAGGACCCAGCAGGGUGGCUGGAAAUCAACCCCACCAAUGGCACUGUUGGCACCACGGCAGUGCUGGACAGGGAAUCUCCUUUUGUGCAGAACAACAUCUACACUGCUCUGUUCCUGGCCAUCGACAGUGGUAACCCUCCUGCUACGGGUACAGGAACUUUGCACAUCACCUUGGAGGAUGUCAAUGACAACGUCCCAUCCCUUUAUCCAACACUGGCAAAAGUUUGUGAUGAUGCAAAAGAUCUCAGGGUAGUGGUUCUAGGAGCAUCAGACAAAGACCUUCAUCCCAACACAGACCCAUUCAAAUUUGAACUCAGCAAGCAAUCUGGCCCAGAAAAGUUGUGGAGAAUCAACAGGCUUAACAAUACCCAUGCCCAGGUCAUCCUGCUUCAGAACCUGAAAAAGGCCAAUUACAACAUCCCCAUCUCAGUGACAGAUUCUGGAAAACCUCCUCUGACCAACACCACAGAACUGAGAUUACAAGUGUGUACCUGCAAGAAAUCCAAAAUGGACUGCAGUGCAACUGAUGCUCUCCACAUCAGCCUGACCCUAAUCCUCCUUUCACUCCUCAGUUUAUUUUGUCUGUAAGAAUUCCUGCCAUUUGAAGCUGUCCUACCGAGUUGCCAUGGCAACGAGAAGAAGGAAAAAAAAAAAAAUAACCCCAUCAGAUCUGAAGAUUGCAGUUUACAAUUACUGUUCUUCACUCCUCGGCCUCAGUUGCUCCAGUUUAGUUUGCAAUCUCACUCAAUCUGUCCGACUGUACCUUGGUGUUCGACAGCCUCCACCCCUGUGCCCUCUGUCCCUGGAUUCCUCCUGCAGGACACAAGGUUUCCUCAAAAUUUUCUCUGAAUGUUAAAAGACCAUGACAUCCAAACCCGACCUUGGGGGAGCAGAAAAAAAAAAAAAAAAACCAACAAAAAAACCAACAAACCAGAUUGACUCCAUUUUUUUCUAUCUGUUGACUUGUUGCUAUUCAACUGUUCAGAAAAUAUUUUGUCUGUGGGUUAGUAUUUGUAUAUGUAUGAGUGUAUGUAUAUAUAUAUAUUUAUAUAGAGAGAAGAGUUAUACCACAGGUUUAGCUUUUAUAAAAUGUUCAUCUGGAGCGUGAGAAGGGAGGGAGCAGAAUAACAGAGCCACAGAUGAAUUGUAGCUGUCCCACCACGCCUAAACCUGCUGGGUUUGCUGUUCAGAGCGUGGCCAGGAGCAGCCAGCCCGUGGCCACCCCGGGCUCUGCCAUGGCCCUUCUCGUACCUCAGGUUCAGCAAACAAGAAAUGCAAGUCCCCAGGGCUUGUUCCUGAUCUGAGCUGGCCCCAGAGGGAGCUGAGGAUGCAGGAGGAGCAGCCGGGUGUGAGCCAUGCACAGCUCAGCCCGAGUCGAGGGGCUGGAGGGCUGAAACUGUCACUGGGACAGGUGACAAAAUGUUUUCAGCAGCUCUGCAGGUGAGAUGAGUCCAAGCGAGGCUCAGCGUUUGCCAGAGCACUGCUCUCUGUCUCUGUGCCAGGAGCAGCACAGGUGCCCUGUUCUAUAAAUCCCCUCACAAACACACAGAUCCAUCGUUUUGGGUAUAUAUAUACAUACAUACACACGUACACACAGUUUCCAGUGAAGAGUAACAAGAGCAUUUCUUUGUGUGUGUGAACUUACCACACCUGUUUGCAGACAUGGGAAAAAAGGGUGUUUGUUCUCUAUGAAUAUGGAUCCUUUUUUAUUCUGUGAGCAUGUAAGGUCAAAAAAAAAAAAAAAAAUUCCUUCUAACUGUACGAAGAUGAUCAUCUUGUUAAUAAACUGUAAAUGAUCCAUCAAAGCUCACACCAAAUUUUUAUAAAAUUAACACAAAAAGUAUACUAGUGACAGACUGUGGCUUUUAUUAGAGCUUGCCAGUAACUAGGGUAAGGUAAGUGUCUUAGAAUAUUUUAAUAAACUUGCUUAUUUAAAGUUUAAACAAGAAAGCUUCCUUAUGCAAUAGAACUUUGCAGCUGCAUUCUUUAGUUAGCAUUUUUACAGUACUUAUGGGUCAUACUCAAUGGCAUCCUUACCACAGUGAGAUUAUGAGCAUAUCUUCCACACCACCUAUAUGUUUCAAUAGUAAAGAUUUUUGGAAACAUUAAAAAUAAGUCCAGACAUACAUUUAGUUUCCCAUAAUGCUACACUAGAUAUUAAAUGUGUGUUGGUGGUUAAAAUUUGCUGUACAAUAGCUUUUCUCCGAAUUCCUGUAUUGUACCAAAUAUGAAACAGGUCCUUUUUUUUUUCCUUUCUUCCCUUUUUUUUUUUAUUUUAAUCAAAAGGAGUAAUAACAACAGCGACAGAGGAAAAAUGAGUUUGUGUUGUGAGCUAUCCUAACGUUGGAGAUUUCUUGAUAAGAUAUGAGCUGCCUUCAGACCUGUUUUUCUCUUCCAGCUUAACUCCUGCAGUCUUGACCAAGUGAAAUCUCCCCUGGUGCCUCUGUGGUCACCAAAGUGGCACUUCAGGGUCAGUGGGAGUUGGUCAGGGACACCAGGAGUGGCUUUGGCAGCUUCAGGAUCCCAGCAGGGAAGUGCCAAACAUUAACAGGGGCACGCUUCUCAUCCUCUCUCCCUGCCCAUGCCUUGUACUGACCCCAUGCUGCUGCUUUGCCAUCAACAACCACGUCUUUUUUUAUAUAUAAAAAAUAUAUAUAUAUUAUUUUCAAGCAAAUUUUUCCAAAAGGAACGAUUUAACUACUGUAUGGCACCUCUGGAAUUCCAGCGUGUAUGUUCAAUGAAUGCACCCAAAGAUAUUCUGCACCCUGUGCUUUGAGCUACAAAACCUCUAUCUUGAAUAAAAGAAAUUAUAUUACCCUCCCCCACAAAUACUCUUUUCUACUUGCUUUUUUUUCCUCUCUCCACCCAGCCAAACCCACUUUUGGAAAGACCCCCCCUUGACUUUGGUGUCAUUUCUGUCAAAUGCCAGAAAAAUCUGCCCUUCCCUGCUUUAAACCAAGGCUCACAGAGCAUUUGGUGAAUCAUUCCAAGGACAGUCAAAAGAACAAAGAGAAAACUCUUCUGCCUGGAGCUAGCCUAACAAGGAGAAGACUCUUCCUACCACCCUGUGCCCAAGGAUAAGAUCUUUAUUCUUGGCUCCACUGCAAAAUUUUGAUGUGCAGAGAGGUGAGAGUCUGGCUGAAGCUUUGACCCGAGGUUCAUCCAAGGCUCCAUUCCCAUUUUCCCUUUAUUUCUGCUCCCACAUUAAAGCCUCCCAGCCUUUCCCAAGCGUCCCAGGCUGCACAGGGAGCCCAUCCCUGGCCUGCCCGAGCCUGCCAGGAGAAGAUGAAGCUGCCAUGUUAAUGUUUCUCCCCAGUGAGCACAGACCGUGGCACGUUGACACUGUGACACGAGCAAGGGAGCACAGCAGAAUCUGAGUUUUCCUACCUGAAUAAAAGGGUACCUCUGGUUCAAAAAAAUGAUGUCCAUUUCCUGAAACAAAGGAGCAACAGUGAUUUAUCCAUUUUUCUACGAUAGAGUGAAAAAGCAGAACAUUUACAAAAGUGGUUGCAUUAUUUUCUAAUGGUUGACUAUGUUUAACAUUUGUUCAGCCAAGCUUGCUGUUUUUAUAACAUAUCUCUUAUUCCUACCCAGCUAUUUUAGUCCCACCAACAUUUACUUCACUCUGUAUUUGUAGAUAUAUAAAUGCUGCCUAGAGUUGGAAAAGCAGUGAACUUGUUGAUUAUCAUUUUGUAACAUGCAUAAAACUUUUUAUUUGUAAAAGUCAUUUCACUUGAAAAGGCAAUGUGCUGUUGAAACAAAAAUUGGGAAUAACAAUCAGAGAGAGGAGUUUAUUAGCAAGAGAAAGGUCUCAUUUUUUUGAUGUGCUUGCUAAUUGAACCCUGGUCUGUGCUCCUCGUGUGUGCUUUUCCAAUAUUUAUUAAUGUCCAUUUUGUUCAGUAGCUGUAGUUCUAAAGAGUGAAAAAAAGAUAGAUUAGCUGAAUUUCCUGCUGGGUGUGAAGGAAAAUUAGGUAAGGGUGGAACACUGGUAACAUUCCCUGAGCCCCAUUCUCAUCAUGUUUACACUGCUGGAAAUCAAACAGCAGCUCCAUCACCAGAACUGAGAUUCAAUUAAUCAGAUUUAGGUGAAAUUUUACCUCCCCACAUGUUGCUUUUUGCUGGUUGGCUGUGAACAGGAAAGCUGCAAUAUUUGUCACAGGAUUGCUGAGUGCUCACACAGGAUCAGAAGUCUGGGGUUGGGACACCCACAGGUCACUCCUUCACUGAGCAUCUGGAGGUGUCUCUAAAGCUCCCUGAGUAAUUUCAUUUAACCUUUAUCUGAAAUGGAUGGGGUCAAAUAAUUUAUCCUGUUCUCUUACAUAGUCAUUUUUUUGGAUCACUAUAAUGUAAACCUCAUUUAUUAAAUUAUGGAGUUACAAGCAGUUUGUAGGGCCCUAUCUUAAAUGCCUUAUCACUACAAAAAAAAAUCUAUUAUAGUGACAACUUUUGUCUUUCCUUUGCAAAGGCCUCUUGUCUGAAAAACUGAGAAAGCUGCCAAUAUUCUUCUCAAAUUAACUAAUUGUUACUAAUUCACUCGGAGCAGAAUUCUGUACACAAAUAAUUUUACAUCACUUGAUCUAAAGGCUAAGUUGCUUUUGGAAUAGGUUUAAAAAUGUUAUUUAAUUUACAAAAUUAAUGAUCUUAAAGUCACAUUGGCUUGAGAACACCAAGUCUAAAGCAAAACUCUGCUCCUGUCUUGCCUUCAUUGCAUCUCUAGAAACUCUGUUGUCUGAGAGAUCCAGUCCAGUGCUAACACAAAGAAAAAUAAAAGAGCCAUUAUUUCCUUCCAGUUAACUCCACACUCCAUAAUCUUUAGAAGUAACAUGCAGUGCACAUUAGUAAUUAUCAUUAUAACUAUUCUCUUUAAGGCAGAUAGAGCUGAGUCUUUCCUGCACCAAGCACAUCACCCACUGCCUGCCCUGCUCUGCCUCUCACCAGGACACACGAGCUGGUUUGGGUUUGUCCCAGUGGGAUGGAUGCACUCCCCCACUCUCAGUGGAAAGUUUCUAGUUGCACAACUGCUAUGUGUGUAUAUAUGUAGAUAUAUAGAGAUAUACACAUAUAAAUAUAUAUAUAAUAUAUAUGCAGGUGGGAGGACAUUUAUACAACAUGGGGACUUGGAAUAAGCAGUUUAAUUCCCUCAAUUAGGGAUUAAUUCAUGAGAUAAGGGACAGCAUGGGCUACAUGUACUGAACCAGUCUGAUUAAAAGCAAAUAAAAAAGGCAAAAAGCCCACACACUAAACUCCAGGCUUGUCUCAACUCUCCUGUUGUAUUUCUGCUACCUUGAGCUGUCCCCUCAUACCACAAUUAUAUCAUUUGAAGAUAUGCAUCAUUGUUUACUGACUCAUUUUUAGUUGUCUGUGGAUCAGCAGGUCACCAAUAAUGGAAGGAGGUGGGUUUAGAACCAGAAUUCCUCAUUCCCGAGCUUUCAGUGGGACAGCUGUUUGGGAAGGUUUCAUCCAGCCUUGAACAUUACACUUCUCCUCUGCAUCUGCAAGUGGCUGCACUCCUCAAUUUGGGGUGAAAUGAAUGAAGUCUAGAGCCAGGCUGGGUGCUUGGAUGUGCACACACCCCCUGCCUGGGGCUGAGGAAUAAAUCCGUGUCUGGGGGACUGUGAUGGGGAACUCAGCACAAAGGACUUGUGUUGUUACUGCCCUUUCAGCCAGAACCCUCCUGUAAAAACACAUCUACCCCAUAACAACCUCUGUCCCUUUAAGUUACCAUCAAGAUUAUUUUUAUGAUUUUUUUUUCCUUUUUUAAUAGUCCAAGCAAGGAGGAAAAUAUUUUGUUUGAUUUUCAGGAUGCUUAAUCCAGCUACUUUUCCAGGUAAUCAUUCCUUUGGGCCCUAGUUGCUGAAUCGCUUGCUGUUUCUGAGGUGUAAAUAAACGUUUUGAUUUAUGACGUGGUUGCAAAGAAACUUGUAAUUUAUUUGUGAAAUGCUCAAAUAAAGGAUGUAUGGGCUUUUA
Messenger RNA from Sturnus vulgaris (Common starling), 7624 nucleotides. RefSeq names its product cadherin 13 (gene CDH13). Gene Ontology annotation, molecular function: beta-catenin binding; calcium ion binding; cadherin binding. NCBI's taxonomy places the organism in Eukaryota, Metazoa, Chordata, Aves, Passeriformes, Sturnidae. Gene Ontology annotation, cellular component: plasma membrane; adherens junction; catenin complex. The record is from RefSeq and is a predicted model, not a curated record. Gene Ontology annotation, biological process: calcium-dependent cell-cell adhesion; cell migration; homophilic cell-cell adhesion.